This is a messenger RNA of Bipolaris victoriae FI3, 303 nucleotides long. RefSeq lists its product as hypothetical. The transcript is spliced from 2 exons. The coding region runs from base 1 to 303 and encodes 100 amino acids. NCBI's taxonomy places the organism in Eukaryota, Fungi, Ascomycota, Dothideomycetes, Pleosporales, Pleosporaceae. The record is from RefSeq and is a predicted model, not a curated record.
AUGAGCUCCACCGAAGUCCCCACUGGCAACGCAAUGGACAACUCCUACCAAUCCCGCACCGGCCAAUCCGAAAUCCCCGUCCUCAAGGACGAAGCCCCCAUUGAAUCCACCGAGUACGACAACGGCGGUGAUUCUGACCAGCAGCUCGAGCGCGACGAAAAGGAAGCCAUCGACCGCGACAACAUUAUCAGCGAGCGCACUCGUGGCGCGGCAAAGAAGCCUGGUGCAUAUGCCGAGCCGGGCGAUGAGGAAGGGCUUGGGGAUGCGGCGGAUGGUAUCGAUGGGACUUCUUCUGUGAGGUAG